CAUCAGCACCCACCCCACCACCACCACCUCCUCCGUGUCGCUGCGUGCCACACCACGCCCCGUCUCCCAUCAUGGCGACAGUGCGGCCAAUGCGUCCGACCGACCUCCUCCGAAUAUCCGAAUGCAACCUCGAUCACCUCACAGAAACGUAUAACAUCGGUUUCUACCUCGAGUACCUCACAAAAUGGCCCGAGCUGUGUCAAAUAAUAGAAGGCAUGGACGGCGAAAUUGAAGGCUACAUCCUAGGCAAACUCGAGUCCUCCCCCUUCGACCCCCCGAUAAAACCCUACAAGCCCUCCACAACCGGCGUCCAAUACCCCAACUACCUCCCUUACCACGGCCACAUCACCGCCCUGACCGUCGCGCCCUCUGCGCGCCGCCUCGGCUACGCCACCGCGCUAUCGUCUGCACUCGAACGCUCGUCCGACGCGGCCAACGCGUGGUUUGUGGAUUUGUUUGUGCGCAGGAGCAAUGAAAUUGCCAAGGAACUGUAUCGCAAGAUGGGGUAUAGUGUGUAUAGGGUUGUGAAGGAUUAUUACAAUGAUGGCGAGGAUGCGUUGGAUAUGCGGAAGAGUUGUAGUAGGGAUAAAGAGGGGGAGUGUGUUAGGGUUGAUGGGGAGAAGUGGGAGGUGGGGGCUGAGGAUGUUUGGUGAGGGGUUGGGAGGGUUGGUUAUGUUCUUGAAGGGACGAGGAGGGCACAGGCGUAGAUUCUGAAGGAGGAUGCUGUAUAUACCCCGGUGCUGUGGAAUUGAACGAUGGAUGAGGCAUGGCGGAUGCAUUGAUAGGGAUUAUGGGGUACAUGA
Messenger RNA from Alternaria rosae, 803 nucleotides. Its product is annotated as acyl-CoA N-acyltransferase. Bases 72 to 653 code for a protein of 193 amino acids. Gene Ontology annotation, biological process: N-terminal peptidyl-methionine acetylation. The transcript is spliced from 2 exons. Gene Ontology annotation, molecular function: protein-N-terminal amino-acid acetyltransferase activity. The record is from RefSeq and is a predicted model, not a curated record. Lineage: Eukaryota; Fungi; Ascomycota; Dothideomycetes; Pleosporales; Pleosporaceae. Gene Ontology annotation, cellular component: NatB complex.